UAUUUUAUUCGGCGAAGAAGAGUCGACAGGAAGUUGGUGCAUACUGGUGGUAAUGUGUUGGUACUGUAGCUAGGAGUAUUUGGGUUUUCCUUUUAACAGGUACUCGAAGAGAAAAGUGAGCAUACGUCUCAUGUAGCGGUACGAGAAAUAUGUGAAACGCUCUGUAUGACCAAGACUUUUGAAAUCAUCAUCAAGGUGAUCAUUUUUAAUUGAAACAUAUUGCACAAACCGGACGAGGAACCAAAGUCAUUCCUUCGACAUGGCAUAUCAACGUGGUCAAAACUCAAUUAGAGAAGUAUAUGAAGAGCACUUCUCAUCAAUGGAUUCAAGAGAGGUGACUGUCCAUCGGGUGGUCAAUAUUGUUGAUAGGAGGAGCCCUAUACCUCGAUCACAUGUGGAAUUUGACAGAGGUUUUAAUAAUGAACAGUGGUAUGGGGGUCCUCGAAAUUACCACGAUACAAGAGAAUUUCAUGGAGAAAACAGUUACCCACCCAAUGACCGACGCUACUCUGAUGACAACUCGCAUGGCAAUUUUCACAGAAAUGUUUCACAAAAGGAGGGUCCGUACCCGCAACAGUCUUAUGGCAGAGAUGAUCUGAGGCAUCAGUUGGCCUCAAGGAGCAGAAGUGAUCCUUAUUUCCGCAGCAGGGGCCGAGUGUCAGGACCUCCUCGAAGGAAUUCUCCGUCUGCAGUCGUCAAACAAGACCGCUCUCCUGGAAGGAGGGAAGCCCAUCCACCUGUCCGCUCUGGCUCAAACACCAGCAACCGGAGCUUCUCCCCUGACAGGGAGAAAGGCUUCGCCUACCAGCCGGCCCAGGAGAGGCAUAAGCCCAGCGGGCCGAGGAUCCCCUCUCCCAGAAGCACGGUGGAGGAGCCUCCUCACAGCUCUGGAUCUUCAAAGGCGAAUCCAGCAUUUGAGGGCAAUAGUAACCACGAUGGCUCUUCCAAGAAACACGUUGCAGAAAAAACUCCUGCAUCUGGAGAGGAGACGAAGGAGGCGGAGGAAGCGGAGGAGGUGGAGGAGGAGGUGGCUGCCAGCAUGGAGCCAAAGCUGACACCAGAGCAAGACUUCAAGGCUCGCCGGUCGGAGGCCAUUAAGGCUAAGGCUCUGGAAAUUGAGAAGCAUUACAGGAAGGACUGUGAGACGUUCCGCACAGUGGUGAAGAUGUUGGUGGCCAAGGAGCCCAGUCUGGAUAAGCUGCUACAGGGGCCACUGGACGAGAACCUGCUGGAGAUCAAUGAGCGCUGCCUCGACGCCCUGAGGCACUUUGUGAAGGAGCUGGACGAGGUUUUAAAGCAGCCGGACGCCUCGGCCUGAGCCACAAGUCACGAAACACUGACGUGUUGUUUCUUUUAUCAUUUGUUUAAAUAUUCACAUGUAUUAUUAAGAAAAGAAAGAAUAUCUAGCAGUGGCCUUUUUCCCCCACUUAAACGUAAAUAGAAUUUAAGAUUCAAUGCUCGAUUUUAAAUAAUUGUUCAGAUGGCUAAGUGGUUACAUAAAAUACAUAUAGUAUUAUAUACGUUUUUAAAACAAAGCUUCUUGUGGGGUGAAAUGCCCAAGAUACAGUUUCUGGGAAAAAGGACAAUUAAAAUGUUUAAGAUUCCGCUGUAUUUUUAUCCUGAACCAUGUUGUGGAAAAACCUGCGAAAUAUUAUUAUGUUGUAAUUACAGAUUACAUUUUUAAUGGAUAUACUGUACAUUUUAUAUUUGCUUGGUCUUAUUGUUGAAUUCUAAUGAAAUAAUUACACUUUCACAACCUUCCUUCGAUUCAGUCUUUAGAGAUAUGAAAUGUAUUGUGCUACCAAUAACUGUAUUUCUUGUAGAUAACUUACUGUAACAAGUACUCUCAUACCAGUGUUGAAGGGUGUUUUUUCUUUUCUUUUCAGUGCAGCGCUAUUUUAUGUCGAAUAGCUGACUUUUUAUACUGUAUGUAGAGCUUGUAUAUCAUCCUUUCCUAAUAAAAGCUGAAG
Molecule: messenger RNA, 1970 nt
Organism: Cyclopterus lumpus (lumpfish)
Lineage: Eukaryota; Metazoa; Chordata; Actinopteri; Perciformes; Cyclopteridae
Product: periphilin-1-like
Exons: 10
Coding region: 260-1318 (352 amino acids)
Biological process (GO): negative regulation of DNA-templated transcription; protein localization to heterochromatin; negative regulation of gene expression, epigenetic
Cellular component (GO): nucleoplasm
Source: RefSeq, a predicted model, not a curated record